AUGACGACCAGAUAUCGCGUAGAAUAUGCUCUCAAGACACAUCGACGAGAUCAGUUGAUUGAAUGGAUCAAGGGCCUUCUAGCAGUCCCAUUUGUGCUUCAUUCCCAACCUACCGCUGUCUUUGAGCCUGAAGGGGAAUCCGUUGACGCCACUGCCACCCGGACCCAGCGACGAUAUGCCGAGAUUAUGCGAGACGUUGAAGACAUAGUGAACGAUCACAUCACGCACCAGCAGACCGGAACACAGCACCGCUCUAAACUCAAGCUCCUGGUGCCCUCGGUUGCAAAUUUCUUCACCCCAUUGGCCCUCCACGAUGCAUUCAUCUGGCAAGAUCAACGACGCUUCAUAAGCAUGCGCCGCUUCGUGCCUCCCUCCUUCAACGAUGUCAGACUCAUUCUCAACACAGCCCAGGUGAUGAGCCUGAUCCGCAACGGGCCCUUGGAGCUUGUCACUUUCGAUGGUGAUGUAACCUUGUAUAACGACGGCCAAUGUCUGACACCCGAGAACCCCGUGAUUCCACGCAUUCUCAAAUUGAUGCGCAACGGCUCCAAGAUCGGCAUCGUUACAGCAGCAGGCUACACCGAAGCACACAAAUACUACGAAAGACUCUAUGGACUUCUGGACGCUAUCUACGCCUCGGAUCUGCCACAGUCGGCAAAACAGGGACUCAUCAUCAUGGGCGGAGAAAGCAACUACUGCUUUAGAUUCGACGGGAAUGUGCCGGAUAUGUUGAAGCUAGUGCCGAAACAGGAAUGGCUGCUGAAGGAGAUGGUGCUGUGGGAAGAAUCAGACAUCACCGCGUUGCUUGACAUCGCCGAAGCAUCACUGAGGGACACAGUCAAGAACAUGCGCAUGGAUGCGACCAUUGUGCGGAAGGAGCGAGCAGUUGGUAUAAUACCUCAGCCUGGUAACAAAUUCUGCCGGGAGACGCUCGAAGAGACUGUCCUGAUUGCGCAGAAGAUAUUGGAGAUGUCCGAAGUUGGUAAUCGCCUCCCGUUUUGCGCUUUCAAUGGCGGCAACGACGUGUUCGUUGAUAUCGGAGACAAGUCAUGGGGCGUGCUCGCAUGCCAACAGUUCUUCGGUGGUAUUGAAGGAAGUAAAACACUGCAUGUAGGAGACCAGUUCCUGUCAGCCGGUGCAAACGACUUCAAGGCUCGACUGGCAUGCACCACAGCUUGGAUAGCUAAUCCAACGGAGACGGUUCAAUUGCUCGACGAGAUGGCGGAGUUAGAGGAGAUUCAGCAGCGCAAGCUCAGGUGA
Didymosphaeria variabile is the source of this 1260-nucleotide messenger RNA. It is a transcript of the gene ISN1, whose product is annotated as IMP 5'-nucleotidase. The transcript has 7 exons. Lineage: Eukaryota; Fungi; Ascomycota; Dothideomycetes; Pleosporales; Didymosphaeriaceae. The coding region runs from base 1 to 1260 and encodes 419 amino acids. Gene Ontology annotation, biological process: nucleotide metabolic process; nicotinic acid riboside biosynthetic process; nicotinamide riboside biosynthetic process. Gene Ontology annotation, molecular function: magnesium ion binding. The record is from RefSeq and is a predicted model, not a curated record.